Atta colombica is the source of this 921-nucleotide messenger RNA. RefSeq names its product histone-lysine N-methyltransferase SETMAR-like. Gene Ontology annotation, molecular function: nucleic acid binding. The transcript has a single exon. The record is from RefSeq and is a predicted model, not a curated record. NCBI's taxonomy places the organism in Eukaryota, Metazoa, Arthropoda, Insecta, Hymenoptera, Formicidae. The annotation marks the transcript as partial.
AUGGAAAAAAACGAAUUUCGUGCAGUGAUUAAACAUCUACAUAUAAAAGGUUUAACACCGAAAGAAAUCAAAAGCGAGUUGGAUAAUAUUUAUAGCACAUCUGCACCAGCGUUUGCAACUGUAUACAAUUGGGUGAAUAAAUUUAAACGUGGUUGUACAUCCACAUGUGAUGCACCUCGUUCGGGACGUCCAAUUGAGGCUACUACGCCAGAAAUCAUCGAUAAAAUCCACGAUAUUGUUUUGAUUGAUCGACGAGUGAAAGUACGCGAGCUUGUUGAGGUCACAGGUAUAUCACAUGGCACAGUGAUUUCAAUUUUGCACGAACAAUUAGGUAUGAAAAAAUUAUCAACAAGAUGGGUGCCGCGUUUGCUCACUGUGGACCAUAAGCGCGACCGUGUGACGAUUUCAAAACAAUGUUUGGAGAUGUUUCAACGUAAUCCAGAUGAAUUUCUGUGUCGAUUCAUUACUGUGGACGAAACAUGGAUCCAUUAUUUCACACCCGAGACGAAGGAACAGUCAAAACAAUCGACUUCACUGGAUGAACCAACUCCGAAAAAAGCGAAGACCGUAAAGUCGGCCGGAAAGGUGAUGGCCAUAGUUUUUUGGGAUGCACGCGGUAUAAUUCAUAUCGAUUACCUUCCGUUGAAGCAAACGAUCAAUGGCAAUUACUACGCAGCCUUAUUGGACCGUUUCAACAACAUUUUAAAGAAAAAACGUCCCCAUUUGGCGAAGAAGAAAGUGCUCUUCCAUCAAGACAAUGCACGGGCCAUUCACACGUGUCCGGCACCGAUGGCCAAAUUCAACAAAUUCCGCUACGAAUUGCUUCCUCAUCCAGCAUAUUCACCAGAUUUAGCCCCCUGCGACUAUUUCCUGUUUCCAAACCUGAUGAAAUGGUACGAAGGAAAGAGAUUCACCACCAGA